This is a messenger RNA of Ixodes scapularis (black-legged tick), 7041 nucleotides long. RefSeq names its product transmembrane protein 104. Lineage: Eukaryota; Metazoa; Arthropoda; Arachnida; Ixodida; Ixodidae. The record is from RefSeq and is a predicted model, not a curated record. The coding region runs from base 170 to 1759 and encodes 529 amino acids. The transcript is spliced from 11 exons.
AUUCAUUCAACCUCGGGGACUCCGGGAAAGCAGCUGUUCGGGGGGGUUGCGUCGUGUGGGGUACUCCGUGUAGUUAUUCAAAAUUUUAAUGCGUUGACAAGUGUAGCUCCUUUGAGGUGGUUUUAUAACGAAAGUUAGUCGGCUGAACUGAGCAUCCUACAUCGACAAAAUGGCGGGGGACGGGCCUGACACCAACGAUAGCUACUCUUCAUUGGUGGGACUGGUGUACAUAUUCAACCUGAUCGUCGGCACGGGCGCGCUGACGAUGCCGGCGGCGUUCAAGGACGCGGGAUGGCUCCUGAGCCUCGUCAUCGUCAUCAUCCUCGCUUUCAUGAGCUACCUUACCACAACGUUUGUGAUAGAGGCGAUGGCCUCUGCAAACGCCUUGGUGCACUGGAAGACGCUGCAGCACUACAAGAGGGUUGUGGACGAGGACGAAAGCAGCAUCUCUCGCUCCAAGCAGGAGGACAUGGUGAAGGAGCUCAAGACGGAUGACCUCAUCUCCAAAUACCUGGACGAAGACGAAAGAGUUCCUCUCCUCCUGAGCAAUGCAGCCGAACGGAUGGCAGAAUCAUCCCACGUCGACUAUUUUGCCAUAACCGAACGCUUCGAAUUGGGGAAGAUGGCAUCAUUGUUCUUCGGCAAGAUUGGCAUCAACCUGUUCUAUGUGUGCAUAGCAGUGUACUUGUAUGGGGACCUGGCCAUCUACGGCGCUGCCGUGUCCAAGUCGCUGAGGGAUGUCGCCUGCAUGUCUACGUACCCGAUCACAAACUCAAGCAACGGGAGCAUUGCACCGGCCGACGUCCCGUGCUGGCCCGGCUCCCAAAUCUCGCGGGCAAAUGCCUACCGCAUUUUCUUGGUGGCUUUCCUGUGCCUGCUGGGGCCUUUCACCUUCUUCAAUGUCCAGAAGACGAAGUACCUGCAGCUGUUCACCACCCUCAUGCGCUGGAUCGCCUUCACGUCGAUGAUCGUGCUGUGUGCCUUGGUGUUGGGCCGGGGGGAGGGCCAGGGGCGUCCCCCGCUGGCGGCCCCCGUGGGCCUUCCCAACCUGUUUGGGGUGUGCGUGUACUCCUUCAUGUGCCACCACUCCCUGCCCUCCCUGGUCACCCCCUGGAAGGACAAGAGCCGCCUGUUCUCCCUCCUGGCCGCAGACUACCUGGUCAUCCUCGGCUUCUACACCCUGCUCAGCUUCACCGGCAUAUUCACCUUCCCGCAGCUGAACGACAUGUACACCCUCAACUUCCAGCCCGGAAAUAACACGGACAACAUCAUCCCGCACAUCCCGGUCCUGCAGUACUUUCUCUCCCUCUUCCCGGUGUUCACGCUGAGCACCAACUUCCCCAUCAUUGCCAUCACCCUCCGAAACAACCUCAAGGCGCUCUUCCUCCGCGACGACCAGCGUCCCCGGUCGCCGUCGGUGUCUUCCUCGACCCCGCCGUCCCGGUGCCACGGCGCCCUCGAAGGGCUCGUGCUUCCCCUCGUGGCGCUGCUCCCGCCAGUGGCGGUGGCGCUCGCCACCGAGAGCGUCGAGUUCCUCGUUGGCUUCACGGGGUCGUACGCCGGCGCAGUCAUCCAGUACGUGAUACCGGUGGCACUGGUGUACCGGGCGAGGAGGCAGGUGCUGGAGGCACUGGGCCUCGGCGUGAGGAACCAGCACGCGUCGCCGUUCCGCCACGGCGCGUGGCUCUGGUUUGUGCUUCUGUGGGCCGGUGCUUGUGUGACGCUGGUGACCGUGAACCACAUCGUGGUGAAGGCGUGAUUGUGGCGGCCGCCGAGGCGGUCCGGUCGUCGGCUUCUAGUACAGAGUGGUCUGGAACGGUCCGGUGUAGAAUGGCCUGCUCGUUGAGUUCUGUCUAGAAUGGUCCGGUCUAGAAUAAUCCGAUCUAGAAUGAUCUAUUUACAUUGGUCCGGUCGAGAACUCAAGUGUAGAACAACCUGGACAAAUUGUUCAAUGUAGAAUAGUCCAUUGAUUGACUUGGUCUAAAAUGAUCCAGAGUGAAAUGGUACGGUCUAGAACAGCCCAGUCUAGAAUGGUCCGGUCUAGAAUGAUUUCAUCUAUAAUGAUGCAGUCAAUAACAGUUUGGUUGAGAAUGGUCCGGUGUAGGACAAUUUGGGCUGGAACAGUUUGGUCUAGAAUGAUCCUGUCAUUGAGUUCGGUCUAGAUUGGUCGAGACUACAAUGACCCAGUCUAGAAUAGUCUGGUCUGGAACGGUCCGGUCUAAAACGAUCCAGUCACUGACUACUAAAAUGGUCCCAUCAGGGCUUGGGGUUACCUAAGGGAGGUUACUUGGUGAGAGUUAUGUACUUAAGUGGUGCAGACUCGGUCUGCUCUCUACUCCAGUGCUGGUCAUGCUGUGAGGUGACUCGGCAAAUGACUGUCGGCAUGCUGGAUUUAUUAGAAUGUAUCGCCGAGUUACAUAUCACACUUAAGUUGCAUCAGAAGUACCUGGCCGGGAGCUUUUAACUAGACGCAAUAACGCGAGGUUGUAAGGAAGUGCCUGUAAAGACCACAUUUGGGCGCGUUAUAGCGCACACCGCCACGGCAACUCUGCAAAAUACUCCGGCAAGAUUUUUUAAGACGGCGGCUCAGGGAUGCGUCGUUGGUGCAGCAACGUUCUGCGCGUUGCGUCUGGGAGGUUGGCGACUUCGUAGCAAUGGGACACUGCCAUACAAAACUUUUUCAGGAUUAGAGCGCCGGCAUGACAGAACUGAAACGUGCACGUACUACCUUCGCAACAUGGUGUCCUCAACAACUUUGGAUCGCCGGUCGAUUUGGGGUAGGGUUUAGUUCAGUGCACCAGGAACGCGAGUGGACCGCUUCGGUUUCCAGUCUUCCAUUAUGGUAACUCUGAUUUGGUUUACAUAAUUUUUCCCCAGUUUCUGGUUGGAUGCAAAGCCCUGGUCGCUUUACCUGCGAGAAGACAAUCGUUGCUCGGUUCCUUUUGCCAUACUCGGUGUGAAAUGUCGGUUUCAGGAGUGGUCGGAAUUUUGUGUGUGUUCAGGACGACCUUCGUAAGGGGUCGGUCGGCGUUCUCGGUGUAAGGUGUAACGGCGUCUUGCUGCCAUACUGUGGUGUGACUUGCACCGUAGGUGUGUGUGUGUGUGUGUGUGUGUGUGUGUCCUUGGGUUUGUGAAAAAAUACCUUUUUUUCAGAAGCCAGUUGUCAAUAGUAGGUUUUAGCAAAAUUGUGGCAGCUCAGAAGAAUUUGUUAACGGCCGAAUUGUAGAUAAGAUGCCCGAGCCGCCAGGAUGGGAUUUUUUUUUUUUUUUAAAUAACUUGACAAUAGCGUGCGACAUAGCACACGAGGCUUUGAGGAUUUAUCGGAAACGAGUCUGUACGUCUAUGAAAAGUUGCAUUCUCAACUGCUCGCAAACACUCAGAGAUUCAGAGCGACCGCAAGUGUGGUUGUCAUGUCAUCGCUAUCGGCUCUAAGGCAGACCAAGCCAAGUCGAACCGCUGUCACUAGCUGGAGCUUAUCAGUGUUUCUCUUUGAAAUGAAUGAUGACUCGGUAAUGGCGAGAGGAAGGGACCAAGUUCCGUCUGUGAAAACCGGCUUGGCACGUGCACUUUUGGGACCAAGGACAGCCUACCGCGAGAUGGGGCUUGAUUUCGGGCAUUGGGACGUGCGGUAAAAUUAUUUUCAAAACCUUUCCCAAGCUUUGAAUCUCUGUUGGUGUACAUUUGCAUAAAUCUAAAUUUUAAGGAGUAAAUGCUUCAACUGUGAAAGUAUGAGUACAGAAGUGCACAACUCCAUCUCUUUAAGGAGCUAUGGUUGUUUUGCUUUCUUUCCUGGCCCUGUGGUUCUGUCGGCAAUGACAUCCUUCCCAUUCCAAAAUUAGGUUUUAAAUGUGUGUGUUCUCUUUUCAUGUGCCCUUCUGCUGUGACCACGACUAUCUUGUGGUAGUAGGAGCAACUCAAAACUGCCACAUUUUUAAAUAAAAACAUAGGGACCGGAAUGUUUUUUUUUUAGUAAAUGAGGGAAGUAUUUUGUGUAGGUAUUUACGGGUGUGCACACGUUGCUGUGCAACAAACGAGUAUUGGAGAAACACUAUAGUUUUUGUCGGAGAGGUCUGGCCGAGUCUUUUUUGAGAUCUUUGAAGUUGAACGAAGGUUAUUGAUGAGAGUUUAGCAUAUUCUUGUACUGGAUAUCCUAGCCGUGCCUUUCACCAGGUUUACAUUUUAUCCAACGUCGGAAAUUCUGUAUUGCUCUUUUUAUGGAACUUUUUUUUGUUCCAUUAUUUUUAUUGUUUGCUUUGUAGGCCGAUGUCAAAAUGGAAUGUUCGAAGAGGCAAAAAACAUUUAAUAUGCCAGCAGGUUUUUAACUCUUUUUACAUUAAGAAAUAUUUUAAUGCAAUGACUGUGUAAAAUUCUAGUCUCUUUUUGGUUUAACUUUUUCUUGAAUAUUUUUUGUUUGCCUUCUCGCAAAGGAUGGGGUGGAGCCAAAUGCUUCUUGUGUUUUAUUUUACAUUGGCUUUGUUGUCUUCGUUUACGCUUAUUUUUUCGGGGUUGCCUUCAACCUUUAGAUGUCGGUUGAUUUUGUCGCCGUGUUUGUUGGAUGGUUCCUUAUAGUCGCGUAAAUCUGAAGGAAGCUUGUGGGGCUAAAUGCGAACCCCCUCAAACCAGUUUGCAUUUUUAUGUGACAAAGUUGAUGAAACGGUGACACAUUUUUUAAGAGCAAUGCCGAGACAACAGCCAAAAUAUGUAUACACCUUUUUAUUCUUCCAGUCGAUAAAAAGAAAUAAAAUAUGCCCCCCCCCCCCCCCCUUUAAGUGUUUACCUCCAUUGUCCUUGUGCACGUUAGACCGCAGUUCAGAUCUGAAAAGAGAUUAAAAUGGAAUAAAUCGAGAGCAAGUAAUCCUUACACCGCAAAUACUUCCAAUUCAGAAUAGCAUAAUUAAGAAUAUCACCCAUAGGUGGCAUCACUACUGAAACUUUUCACAAGGGCCACCUUUUAAAAAAAAAGUUAAGGAUGUUUCAAUAUCUCGAAGUGGGAAGGGUGUAUGACGAUUCCGCGCAGUACCGCCCAGGUGGGAAUAUAAAUGCGGCUCAUAGAUUGGACCCGAGCAUUGCGUGGGCACUCGAUUUGGGCUCGUAAUAAUUACUAGCUCGAGAAGCAUUCGGGUAGUGACCCGUGUCCAAUCGCUGCGUUGAUGACAAUAGCGGAGCCAUAACAAUGUCUGGAACUGAGCGCGUGUCCUGUGCCUCGCCAACCCCAUGCGCGUGGCUGUGAUCAACAAUGGCGGCAUAUUAUCGGCUCCAGAUCACGCGACCGCUUGUUCUGGCUGCAAGUUGAGGAGGGGAACGCUGCUCGUUUUUCUUUCAUUUUUUUAUGCGACUUCGAUCGCGUCUGGUGAAGAACGGGUGUUUCAGGCGACAAAUAUAAUAACUCCCGAGUUACAAGGCUUUGAAUAUGCCACCGGGUUGUCAUACGAUGUUUGGCAUUUUUUACCUCAGUAAACAGAAAAUAUGAAAGUAUUUUUCUUUGAACUAAAAAAUAGUCGGCGUGACAUAUGAGCACACGAAAAAUUACUGUUUUUUGUAUGUUUUUUUUUUCUUGUAUUCAUACUGACGUACAGAACUGGGCAGAAAAAUCACGGAGUAAAUGACAGAUUUCCACCCGAUUUUCAAGUGAGAAAGUGUUUCAAAAUAUUUGAAAAGCGGUUUUGUUUUUACAGAAAUAAAACAAUUGCAUAUUUUCUUCUUAAUUUUUUUUUUAAUUAAAGGCUUUCUUCGGCAAGCGUGUUCAAUUUCAAAUGAAACCACCCAAUUUUUCACCUUAAUAUAGCUCCUUCUGUGCACCUGUUCGCCGACGAUUGUGUCAUUUACCGACCCAUUCUUUCAUACCACGAUCAUCAUGCUCUCCAGGAAGACCUUGAGUGUGUAAUGCAUUGGUGUGAAAAAUGGCAAAUGACGUUAAACUUCAAUAAAUGUAGGCCCCUAUCAUUUUCCCACAGUUCGCGUGCUACACCAUUUUCGUAUUACCUCAGUAACACUCAAGUCAUAGCAUGCUCAUCAUAUAAAUUCCUGGUUGUUCAUCUCACCUAUGACCUACCAUGGACUACUCGCAUAACUUCUGUUAUUUCUGAUACUAACCGUUCUCUCAGAUACUUGCGCCGUAACUUCAAACUUGCUACACUCUCCGUAAAAUGGCUAGCGUAUACUACUCUUAUAAGAUCGAAGUUAGAAUACGCCUCAUCUAUAGGUCCCCAUGGCAGUCCUACCUUGCAAAUAAUCUAGAAUCCGUCCAAAACAGACCCCUUUGUUUUAUUUAUAACAACUGCUCACCAUAUACCAGCAUAUCAGGAUUACGCCAAUCAGCUAACCUUCAUUCACUUUCCCUUCGCCGCCGAGUAUCACGCCUUUCUCUCCUCCGUCGAAUUUUUUUAUCAUAAUAGCCACCUCAAAGAAUCACUGCUAUCACCCCCCCCCCCCCCCCCCCCCCAUUGUAUUUUCCCGUUUCUCACGAGACUUCCACACUACCAUUGGCCAUCGAGGAUUGGAAUUCACUACCUCAUAACAUAGUUUCUAUUAGGUAAUGAUACUACUAAAUUUGUUGAAGCCAUUACGCUCUCUUUAUCUAACCUACCUAGCUAUAGCUUGCAGUGGUACUGUUCUAUUUGUUUUUGUUCUAUUGCCACCCCCUUGUGUGAUGCUCCACGGGUCCUCAAGGAAAGUAAAUGAUGAUGAUGAUGACUGAAGGCACACACUCAAUACUAAAAAUUAGUGAUGGGCUGAACUUUUGCCGAAUCUUCGAUUUCGGCAAAGCCGAACUUUUGCCGAACUUUUCUAAAGAUUCAGCAAAAAUGCAUUGUUACCCGUCUUAACGUUGAUAUUUAGUUUUCUUCUGACGAACAAAAGUGCGCAGACAUUUGCCGAAUUUUCGCCGAAUCGUUGCCGAACUUUUCUUUAAAAGUUAGACGUGUGCCAAACUUUUCUUCAAAAGUUCGACAUGUGCCGAACCUUGCCGAAUCUGAAGCUCGGCAGAGUCGGUCCAUCACUGCCAAAAAUGGACUGAAAAUAAAACUCCCAAGUACAUUCACU